AAUUCAAGUCUUUGAACUGCAUUAUGACUCUGCCUCUACAGUCUUGUUUCUUUUAAAGCUUUUUCUAUUUUAGCCGACUUGUUUUGAUGUUUGUUUCUUAACCCUAUAAUGCCGUAUGUAUCAUAUUUGGUACAUGAACUUCUGAGACCCAUUGCAUCACUAUGAUACAUAAACUUUGCAUAUAACCCUUUUGUAUACAAUCUGAUACUUGUCCUCUGCCCCCUGGUGGAAAAAAAAUGUAUUACAAGAAUUCUGACAUACGGUUUUUCCGAAUUCAAAAUGGCAGAAUUUCAUUAGUACCAUGCUGAUCAUGCCAAGAUCCAAGAUACUGGUCAUUUGAUGCUUUUAAGAUGGCUAAAAGGAAGUUCUCUACUGAAGAUGUCCUGCGCUUCCUUGAUGGGAAUGUGAGCGAAAUAGAGGACCUAAUAGAGACAGAGGAUGAAGUGGAUGAUAAGACUUGGACUCCCGGUGCUGAGCCUGGUGAUGGCAGCUCGAGUAGUAGCAAUGAAGGGGGUGAAAAUAUUGACCAGAGAACUGAAACUGAAGAAGCGGUUCCAACAGUGACACAGGCAACAAAGAGGCUUGGAAGAGGCAAAGUAAAACGUAAAGAGAAGAGGAAGAAGACACAUACAGCUGAAAGUGAUGACAGUACAAGCUCAGAAGUAGAGACUUCAACAGCAACACAUACCAAAAGAGCAAAGAAAUCUGCAAAAAAGAAAAUGAAAAAGAGGGAUUACAGAUGGAGAAAGGUCGACUUUGAAUCACCAGAUGUUCAAUUUAAUGACAGUGCAGAUGAAACCAUUGAGGAAAGGUCUGAGUUUACACCAUAUAUGUACUUCAAGCAAUUCGUUACAAAUGAAAUGCUACAACUUGUUGUAGACCAAACAAACCUGUACAGUGUGCAGAAAGAUGGAAAGUCAAUCAACACAACUGUCAAAGAAAUUGAGCAAGUUCUUGGUAUGUACAUGUUCAUGGGUUUGGUGCAGAUGCCCAAUGUAAGAGCCUACUGGGAAAUGGAUACAAGGUACCCUAAAGUUGCAGAUGUGAUGUCACGGGACCGAUUUCAGAAAUUGCUAACACUGCUCCACUUUGAAGACAAUCUCUGUGUCACUGAAGAUGCAAUGAAGGACAAAAUAUGGAAAGUCAGGCCAUGGCUUGAAAAGCUUCGACAGCAAUGCCUUCAAAUACAUCCUGAAGAAAAUCACGCAGUCGACGAGAUUAUAGUUCCUUUCAAGGGGAAAUCUCAGCUGAAAGUCUACAUGCCAGGAAAACCCCACAAAUGGGGGUUCAAAAUGUGGGAACGUGCAGGACAAAGUGGAUUCCUGUAUGACUUUGACAUCUGUCAAGGGCCAGCAGAUCCAAAAAAGGAAAAGUCUGAUGUUGGUGUGAGUGGAGACGUGGUUCUCAAAUUGACAUCAACCCUUCGCGCUGGAAAGAACUACAAAGUGUUUGCAGACAACUACUUCACAUCACUUCCACUGCUGGAACAGCUGCGGGAGAGAGAGAUUUACUAUGUUGGCACCAUCAGAAUGAAGAGGGUAAAAAACUGCAAAAUGAUGGAGGAAAAAGACCUGAAAGCACAGGGAAGAGGGUCCAUGGAUCACAGAGUGAACCAAAAUGGCAUGAUCAUCGUCCGAUGGUGUGACAACAAAGCUGUCAACCUGGUGUACUCUUUUGUCGGAAUCACGCCCCAAAGUGUGGUGAAACGCUGGGAUCGGAAGACGAAGAAUUAUCUCAUGGUUCCCAGACCAGCCAUCGUGGAGACCUACAACUGA
This is a messenger RNA of Acanthopagrus latus (yellowfin seabream), 1775 nucleotides long. Its product is annotated as piggyBac transposable element-derived protein 3-like. Bases 351 to 1775 code for a protein of 474 amino acids. NCBI's taxonomy places the organism in Eukaryota, Metazoa, Chordata, Actinopteri, Spariformes, Sparidae. The record is from RefSeq and is a predicted model, not a curated record. The transcript has 2 exons.